AUGGAUUUGGUAACUCCUCCAAAGGAGAAACAAAAAACAUCAAAAAGUCCUGUUUCAGCUCCUAGGGCAGAUGUAAAAGCAUCUCCAUUGCAAUCUUCAGAAAUUGAUUCACUCAUUAAAAAUUUUAGAACUCCAGUAAAAGCAUUCCGCCCAAAAGCCAAUGCUUUAUCUAAAUCUCCUACUUAUUAUUGGAAAACUAAAUUCCAAGAAGAAUUUAGAAGAGGAGAUUUUGAAGCUGAAGAAUCAGAUUUGAAGAAUUUAGAAUUGGAAUCUUGGGUUCCCAUCUAUAAAGGAGAUAUUGAAAAAUACCAGAAACAGAAAAACGAAAAGAAGCUAAAAGAUCCAUUAUUAAAUUAUACAAACCCUGCAACGGUUCAAGAAAUAGAAAAACAAGCCUUAAGAAUGAUUACAAAUGCAUAUAGAGAAAAAAUGGCUGAUGCUAUUCCAACAUUGUUGCAAAAUCAAAAGAUUUUAGCUAAUAAAAUAGCUGAAAAACAAAAAGUAUCUGAUCAGCAAAUUCAAAAUGAUAAGAAGGUUAAAGAAAGAAUGAUACAAACCAUACUUUUGCUUCAGGAAGAUUUGGAUGCUGCAAUUCAAUCCAACAAACGACUUGCUAACAAUAUUGAUCUAUUAAAGAAAGCGAAAACUCAAGCUCAACUUUCGAAAAAUGGACUUAAAGCUAAUGUCAGCGUUGGGUUAAUAUAA
Trichomonas vaginalis G3 is the source of this 705-nucleotide messenger RNA. RefSeq lists its product as uncharacterized. The transcript has a single exon. NCBI's taxonomy places the organism in Eukaryota, Parabasalia, Trichomonadida, Trichomonadidae. The coding region runs from base 1 to 705 and encodes 234 amino acids. The record is from RefSeq and is a predicted model, not a curated record.